Messenger RNA from Acanthochromis polyacanthus (spiny chromis), 6653 nucleotides. RefSeq names its product phospholipase C like 5 (gene plcl5). Gene Ontology annotation, biological process: lipid metabolic process; intracellular signal transduction. Lineage: Eukaryota; Metazoa; Chordata; Actinopteri; Pomacentridae. Gene Ontology annotation, molecular function: phosphatidylinositol-4,5-bisphosphate phospholipase C activity. The record is from RefSeq and is a predicted model, not a curated record.
UGAUGUUCUCCAGGAUGAACCUACACAACCUGAAGUGUGUAGACUCAUUGUGUUGUUGUGACCAACGUGGGUUGUUUUGGGCAUAUUUCCGCGCACACGCCUCAAGAGUGAAACUGUGAUUGCACGCCCGACAGUGGGGGUUCAGCUGCACGUGCACGCUCUCCCGUGCAUGCGCCCCGUGUGCUUUAUUGCGGCUGCGCCCUGGCAGUCUUGAAUUUGUCCCGCGGAUGCGUGCAGCGGGGGAAGCUCCGGUCUGUCGCUGCAAAAGUGUUGAGGACGCGGCGAUGCGCGCAGCGGAGAGUCCGGAGCGACGCAGCGGGUCUCUGAGCACCACCAGGCGGACACGCAGUGAGCUGUGAGCAGGGAGCACCGCAGCAGAACCUCCGGUCUCCGGUAUCUCUGAGCACACGCCUCAGGGAAGCUGCGCCCAGAGUCGGUGCGGGGUUCACCGUCUGCUCGGCGUUUCCACGGGACCAGCGGCGCUCCGAGCAUGGAGCCACGGCGGUGAUCCGGUGAAGAAGAAGAGCCGCCCCGGACGUUGAGAACAUGGGUUGCUUCGCCGCUGCGGAGGGGAGAGCUUUGCUGUAACACCGGCGGAUCAUGGCAGGGGUUCACGCUUCGGAUGCGGGACAUUUUAUGGAUCCUGCCAUCGGCGCCCCUCCAGCCCAGGGCGCGACCACCGUGGCGGGGAUCACCGGAGACGCGGCCGUGCUGCCGCCCGCCGGCACCCGGACCUACUUGGAGGUGUCGGCCGCUGCCCACGGCUACGGAGCCGAGGGAGUUUACACCAACGGACGGUACAAGGAGCUCGGCAGCCCGCGGAUCGGGAGUGGCAGCCGCGACAAUUCGACGGAGAGGAUCCAGGCUGCUGGAAACGCACCUUGCGGCAUCAUGAAGGAUGGAUCUAAGCAGAGGCAGGUGAGGAAGAAGACAGUUUCCUUCAGCUCGAUGCCCAGCGACCGCAAGAUCAACAGCACGGCCGCCUGCAUGGCCUUCAUGAUGGAGGGCUGCGAGAUGAAGAAGGUCCGGUCCAACUCACGCAUGUACAACCGCUACUUCCUGCUGGAUCCGGACAUGCACUGGCUCCGCUGGGAACCGUCCAAGAAGGAUUCAGAGAAGGCCAAACUGGAAAUCAAGAGCAUCAAAGAGGUCCGACUGGGAAAGAAAACUCCGGUUCUGCGCAGCAAUGGUCUCUCGGAUCAGUUCCCAGAUGAGUGUGCGUUCUCGAUUAUCUAUGGGGAUAACUACGAGUCCUUGGAUUUGGUCGCCAGCACAGCGGAUGUGGUCAGUACCUGGGUGAUGGGACUGAGAUAUCUGGUGUCUUAUGGCCGCCACACCGUCGACAUGGUGGAACCGAGCCAACCCAGCUUACGAACUUCCUGGAUUGGCUCCGUUUUUGAGCUAGCAGAUAUGGACAAGGAGGGACAGAUAGAUCUGUUCAGAGCCACCCAGAUAAUCAAGGGGCUCAACCCAGGAAUGAAAGAGGCGAGGAUAGAGCUGAAGUUCAAGGAGCUCCAGAAAGCCAAAGACCAGUAUGGAGAGGCAAUCAACAUGGACACCUUCGUUGAGGCCUACUGCGAGCUUUGCACUCGGCCUGAGAUCUUCUUUCUGCUGGUGCAGUUUUCCAGCAACAAGGAGUAUCUGGACAAUAAAGAUCUGAUGCUGUUUGUGGAAGUGGAGCAGGGUGUGGAGGCUGUAACUGAGGACAUGUGCAGGGAGAUUGUUCAGAAGUUUGAGCCGUCUGCCGAAGGUCGAGAAAGGGGCUACCUCUCUAUCGACGGCUUCACGCACUACCUCUUGUCCUCCGAAUGCCACAUCUUUGACCCGCAGCACAAGCGUGUCUGCCAGGAUAUGACCCAGCCGCUCUCGCAUUACUACAUCAACUCUUCGCAUAACGCCUCCCUCCUGGAAGACCACUUCUGGGGCUCGUCGGACAUCAGCAGCUACAUCAGAGCUCUGAGGAUGGGCUGUCGCAGCAUCGAGAUCAUAGUCUGGGACGGACCUGACAAUGAGCCGGUGGUGUACGUUGGCAGCUCCGUCGCCUCGCAGCUGGCUUUCUCUAAAGUUUUGGACAUCAUCAACCAGUGCUUCGAGAGCUCUGAGUAUCCCCUGCUCCUCUGUCUGGUGACCCACUGCUGCAUCCCCCAGCAGAGGGUCAUGGCACAGCACAUGAAGAAGAUUCUUGGCGACAAGCUGCAUGUCGAUUCCCCCAGCAAGGAGGACAACUACCUGCCCUCUCCGGAGAAACUCAAAGGUAAAAUCCUCCUCAAGGGCAAGAAGCUGCCACCCAACUGCACUGAUGCUGAGGGGGAUGUGACGGACGAGGAGGAAGGUCUGGAGAUGUCCAGAAGAGUCGGAGCUGACGAGAAGGACCACCUGAACGGGUUGGGCUGUAAGAGACUCCGACUGUGCAGGGAGCUUUCGGAUCUCGUUUCUCUUUGCAAGUCGGUCCAGUUCAGGGACUUUGAGAUCUCAAAGAGGGAGCAGAAAUACUGGGAGAUAUGUUCCCUCAAUGAGGUAGAUGCAAACAGGUUUGCCAAUGAAUUCCCAGAGGAGUUUGUCUGCUACAACAAGCGCUUCCUCUCCAGGAUAUACCCAACACCAAUGAGGAUCGAUGCCAGCAACAUGAACCCGCAGGACUUCUGGAAGUGUGGCUGCCAGAUUGUGGCCAUGAACUACCAGACACCCGGUCUGAUGAUGGACCUAAACCUCGGCUGGUUCCGGCAAAACGGCAAUUGUGGGUAUGUUCUGCGGCCUGCCAUCAUGAGGGAGGAGGUGUCGUACUUUAGUGCCAACGCUCGGGACUCCCUGCCAGGAGUCUCUGCACAGCUUCUCCACAUCAAGGUCAUCAGUGGCCAGAAUCUGCCCAAACCUCGAGGUUCUGCAGCGAAGGGCGACGUCGUGGAGCCCUACAUAUACGUGGAGAUCCACGGCAUACCAGCUGACUGUGCCGAGCAACGAACCAAAACCGUGUCCCAGAACGGCGACAACCCUAUUUUUGAUGAGACUUUUGAAUUCCAGAUUAAUUUACCGGAACUGGCGGUGCUGCGCUUCGUGGUUCUGGAUGACGACUACAUUGGAGAUGAGUUCAUUGGCCAGUACACCAUCCCGUUCGAGUGCCUACAGCCAGGCUAUAGACACGUCCCACUGCAGUCCCUGACCGGAGAGUUUCUUCCCAAUACCACUCUGUUCGUUCACAUUGCCAUCACCAACCGGCGGGGUGGAGGGAAGGUCCAUAAGAGGGGUCUGUCGGUCAGGAAGGGCAGGAAGGCCCGAGAGUACACCACCACCAAGACCACUGGGAUCAAAGUGGUAGACGAACUCUUCAGGGCCUCGACUCAGCCGCUCAGAGAGGCGACGGACCUCAGAGAGAACGUACAGAAUGCCAUGGUGUCCUUUAAGGAGCUGUGUGGACUAACGCCUGCAGCCAACAUGAAGCAGUGCAUCCUGACCGUGUCGACGUGGCUGAUGAACAGCGAGCGAUCGCUGAGGGUGACGGUGGACCUGAGCGAGACGUACCCGACCAUGGAGGCUCAGGGUCCAGUACCAGAGCUGCUGCGCAAAGUCCUCAACGCCUACGACAUGAUGAUCCAAACCAGCAAAACACUGAUUGAGUCUGCUGAUGUGGUUUACUCCAAGCUCACACAAGCACAACGGGCAGGUCUGGACUUCCACGAGGAUCUGCAUCGAAUCGGAGCGAAGGAGGGUCUGAAAGGUCGUAAACUUCAGAAGGCGAUGGAGAGCUACGCCUGGAACAUCACCGUGCUGAAGGGCCAGGCCGACCUGCUGAAACACGCCAAGAGUGAAGCUCUGGACACCCUGCGUCAGAUCCACUGUGCCGCUCAGUCCUGUGGCCUCAGUAAGAACGGAGCUGCAUCUCCUCAGCUUCACCAUCAGCACCAGCCGGCCCCACACAUCCAGCAGCAGCAGCAGCAGAACAAGCCCAGCCUGCAGCUUCCAGUCCUGUACCAGUUCCAGACCGCUCCUCAGGCUUACCUCCACCCUCACCCCCAGCUCCCGUCUCCUCUCCCUCUGCUGCAAACUCUCUCCAAACCUCCCGCCUACCCCCAGCCUCCGCCCAUGCCACAGCUCCAGGUCCCGCGGUCCCCGGGAAACCUCGACGGCGUCCCCGACAAGGAUCUGGUGGGCGAUAAUCCCGCGGGAUCGUGCUGACCCGCUGCCUGUACCCACAGAGAAGCCGACCCGAAGCCGGAGGCCGGAAGCCAGAAGGCGGCGGAGGAGGAGGAGAAGGUGAAGGAGCUGGAGGAGGCGGCGGAGAGGAUCAGGGAGAUGAUGAUGGCGAGGAAGGUUCGGAGGGUCAGAAGCGAGACGAGAGUCUGAGAGAGAGAGACGUCACACUUCAGCCACACAUUUAAAAGCAGCAUCGAAAACCGGAUGGAGGGGAAAAAGGUCGGAAAGUUGACAUCGCUUCUGUCUUCUCCGGGGGUCGAUCGGUGAAGAAUCCAUCAGAGCAUCUCACCCGAGUCUUCAUCUACACGAAGUUUUACCGUUUCAUACUGUCAAUGUUUUACUGUCACUUUCUGAGCCUCAGAGCUUCAUCAGUACAGCAGAGACUCAUGACAUUUUAGGGUGAAAACGCAUUUGAGUUCUAGUAAAAAAAAAAAAAAAAACUCUAAUUGCCCCCUGGGGACAAAUAAAGUUUUCUGAAUCUAAAUCAGCUUUACCUCCAUCCAGGUGUCACAGUCUACAAACUAAAUCAGUUUUUUUCUUAACAACAACCAUGCACAUCAAUAUGAUGGGAUGUAUCAUGUCACAAAGAGACAAAAAUGUCCCAAAGAUACAUGAGGCGAUCAAAACGACCCACUAAAUGACAAAAAUGGGACAGAAAGCAAGAGAAACAAAGACAGAAAAUGGCUAAAUCUAGUCACAAAGCAAAUAAUAAAGAUAAACUUUAUUGAUCCCACAGUGGGGAACGUUCACUGUUACAGCCGCUCCAAAGAAAAAGUCUAAAAGUAUAAAGGCAGUGCAAGAAUAAAUAAGUAAAAAACGAAAAUCACAGACAACAUUAUAUACAGAUGGUUUUUUUUAAAAAAAAUAGUAUGUAGAAGACAAUAGACAAGAGAAUGAGGUAUCAGUUAUUGGGGGAAGAAAAAAACAGGAAAAACGAGACACAAAACGGGAAAAGAGAUGACAACAAAUGACCACAAAAACCAAAAAACUGUCAAAACAAUACAAAAUGGCAGAGAUAAAACUAAAAAAAACAACAAAAGCAAGACACAAAAGAAGAAAAAUGAGACGUAAAGUCACCAAGUGCAUCAGUUUACCUCCACUCCAGGUGUCACAGUCUAAAAACUAAGUCAGGUUUUUAUUUUAUUAUUUAAAGUUUCUAAAAAUAUGAAGUGAUUUGCUGCAGCCACAGCUGAUAAAACGAACACUUUCAUGCAUUAGAUGUGACUUGACUGACAUCUACUGGUGGCUGAAGGAACUACAGCAAAAAUAGUCUGCUAGCAUGAUAUGUAAAUUCUCUGUUCUUUCCAAGUAGAUUGAGGCAUUUAUUUUUCGUUUUUGUCUUCUGGUGUGAUGUUUUGUCUUUUUGUGACAUGAAGCUAUGAUGCAUCCCAUAAUACUGAUGCUCAAAGUUGGUUAAAGAGGAAUAAAAAGUACAAAAAACAGAUUUAGCGUUUAGACUGUGACACCUGGGUGGAUGUGAAACUGAUUCGUUUUUGUAAUUUAACGUCUGGUUUUUAUAGUUUUUUCUCAUCUUUGUCCAUUUUUUUUGUUUCUCUUCUGUCAUUUUGCAUCAAUUUUAUGUUUUUUUAUGAAGUCUUUGGGAGAAUUUUUUUCUAAUUGUGAUUUCGUUUGUCACUUUUGUCCUUUUGUGUCUCGUUUUUCAUGUUGUGUGUUAUUUUCUGUGUGUUUUUCAGCCCUGAAAAUGUCACGUGUCUUCCUGCUGUACUGAUGAAGUUACGAGGCUCAGAAAUGAAGGAAAAAAUCCAUUUAAAAGCGCAAAAAAAGUCCGACUUCUAAGUACUUUAAGAGUCUGUAACUCAGAAAAUAUUCACAGUAUGAAGGUAAAACUUUGCAGGGCUUCUGUGGAUAAAGAAUCGGCUGAUUUUGAGGCAAUCUGGUUGGAUUUUCGUUAGGAUCUGACCCUGCUGUGAAGAGCUGACGGUCAGCAGCUGCUGGGAAAGCGCUGAUGAGUCGAUGCGCUCUGCUCUGUGGGUACAGGCUUUACCUCACACUGGCAGUUUAAUGCCACAAAUUUGCCUUUUAUUUCAUUUUCACAGACUCCUUAGGCAUGACUUUUGAUUUCCCGAGAGGCCGCCAUGUUUGAUUUUCAGUGCACAAACCGUAGAGCAGCUCCGCGAUAGGCCGAGCCGAGUAGGUAGGAGUCACGUUUCAGCACAAACCAGGGAGCUUCUAGAGCUACAGUAGAAACCGCCACUGUCGAUGUGCUCGAUCACACUGAUGUCACAUGUUCUAGAGUCAUUUCUUAGACUUUAAGUUCUUCAUCCUCACUGGACCUCCUCCAUAAGCGGGGCUUUUUUUUCGUGUAUGACGUCACGUGAGUCGGUGUUUCGGUCCCCCUCGGUGGAGCUCACCAGCCAAUCACAACUGGAACAUCUGGAGAUCGACAGGAACACGAUUACUGCUGUCAGCUGUACAAAAAAAAAAAAAAAAAUCAAUAAAAA